Messenger RNA from Ceratina calcarata, 2164 nucleotides. It is a transcript of the gene MTPAP, whose product is annotated as mitochondrial poly(A) polymerase. The record is from RefSeq and is a predicted model, not a curated record. Gene Ontology annotation, molecular function: poly(A) RNA polymerase activity. Gene Ontology annotation, biological process: RNA 3'-end processing. The transcript has 7 exons. NCBI's taxonomy places the organism in Eukaryota, Metazoa, Arthropoda, Insecta, Hymenoptera, Apidae. Bases 290 to 2134 code for a protein of 614 amino acids.
UGUUUAGAAAGGCUCCUUUAAAUUUUUCCUUAAAUUUGAUAGUGGUACCUAAACCCGCUUCGUCGCUAUAAUUAAAAGAUCAAGUAAGUAUGCUACAUAAAAAUUUGUAAAGCUAAAUAGAAUUGCUAUAACUUAUCCGUUUCCUCUAACUGAAAUUGAAUGGAACUUGAUAUUCAGGAAGUGCCCGUCGAAGAGUUUUAAAUUUCGUAAAGAUAUCUGAACCCUUCUGAGCAGUAUACUUAAUGUACCAGAAUAAAAUAAAGAAUUAUAAAUCAAUUACGUUCGACGAAUGAUUCUGCUGCGUCUGAUGUAUAGAUAUAUUGCGAACACCACGUGUUCGGAGCUCGAAGCGGUAAGACUUCAUUUAAAAAUGGCGCUUGUACAUCGUGUUAAUACAAAUUAUAGUUCAUUAUUAAGCACGUUUUACUCUAAAUACGCAGUAAAUGUAAGGAGGUUCAAAACACAACAGAAUUUAAAAAUAUAUGCAAAGUCUCAAGAUGAGACAAAACAUCAGGAGUAUAAAACUUUUGAACAGAUGAUUACGUUCAGGCAAGAGCAAGCAGGGAGAAGUGUACUAGUUAGAAUACAUUCCUCCGAAUGUGUGAGGGAACUUGAAAAGUUUUGUCAGCGUUAUACAAAGAUCGUGAAGAUAUUACCAUAUACCACGAUGAACGAUCAAAAUUUCGUGUUAAUGGAAUUGGAAUCGAAGAAACAAGUGGAGCUUUUGAGAGAAAUAGCAAAAUACAAGCCUCUAGAAGACUGCAUACGCUUAGUGACACCGAUAUUUUUUUACUCGUUAAGAGAAACUUCUCAUGUCGAUAAGAGAAAGUCGCAUAGUCUGUCGCAAAGCUGCCCAUACUCCAGGUUCAAAGUUCCAUCAUCGAAAGAAAUCAGAGAAACAUUACAGCAAAAAGAAUCUGUGUCAGAUCAAAUGAUGUCGCUUUAUUCGUUAUUGAAAUUCACGGAUUUAAACGUAAGAUUAAGAUUUUAUACCGCCGACCAGAUGUCCUAUUUCCUGUCUAGACUAUUUUCGAAUUUAUCCGUGAUACCGUUCGGAUCCUCCGUUAAUGGGUUCGGCCAAAUGGGAUGCGAUCUAGACUUACUGUGCAAAGUCAACAGUUUCAACCAUGUGAAAAACCCGGAAGAUAUGAGUAGAAAAUUUCUAUAUCUGGCGCCUCCUAUGUUCGUUACGGAGAGAACCGACCAAAAGGAAUUUCUAGAAGCGGUGGCCACGUUAAUGAAGAUGUGCAUCCCCGGUAUCGCCGGUAUUAAAAAGAUUUUGGAAGCUAGAGUGCCUAUUAUUAAGUUUUAUAACAUAUUCACGAACAUGCAGUGCGACUUGAGCAGUACAAACAUGAUCGCGUUACACAUGUCCGAAUUGCUGUACCUGUACGCCGAACUGGACUGGCGGGUGAAACCGCUCGUUUGUACCAUACGCAAAUGGGCAAGGAACGCUACUCUGACGAAGGAGAACCCUGGCCACUGGAUAACUAAUUUCUCUCUCACGUUGUUAGUAAUAUUCUACUUGCAAACGAGAAGCAUAUUGCCCUCCUUGACUGGGAUGAAGUAUUACGUUGACUUGCAACAUAAGAAUAAUAAGACGUUAAUCAACGCUGUACCGUGGCAACUCAAGUGGAAAGAAACUAUGAAGCAUAAGAACAAUGAGAAUCUGUACAACCUACUGUACGGUUUCUUCGAGUACUACAGUAUUUUCGACUUCAAGAGGCAAGCGAUCUGCGUACGAGAGGCGAGGCUGAAGCAGAAGAGAGAUAACUCGCCGCUCUACAUUUACAAUCCCUUCGAUCUAACGUUGAACGUUAGUAAGAACGUUACCGUUCUCGAAUUAUCGCGCAUAAUCGAUCAGUUCCGGAACGCUCUGCACGUGCUAUUGGAAUCGCAAGAAAGGGACACCAUCAUGAAAUUAAUCGACGUACAGCAAACUACGCGGGAACGAAACGUGUACGUGUCGCAGAAAAUUAACGUGAGCGACAAAAAAAGUGACCAUACCAUCGAACAAAGCGCGAGGAAAGAAGACGAAGUGUUAAAAGACUCGGAAGUUAUAGACGAGGAACUGAUAACGAAUGAAUGUGAUACCGAGGAAACAAAAAAGAUGGAGGAAAGUAUAAUAAAGUAAUCAUGAAUGCAACGCAUUAUUGUAAAUUAA